Messenger RNA from Monodelphis domestica (gray short-tailed opossum), 10076 nucleotides. RefSeq names its product FYVE, RhoGEF and PH domain containing 6 (gene FGD6). NCBI's taxonomy places the organism in Eukaryota, Metazoa, Chordata, Mammalia, Didelphimorphia, Didelphidae. Gene Ontology annotation, molecular function: metal ion binding; guanyl-nucleotide exchange factor activity. The record is from RefSeq and is a predicted model, not a curated record. Gene Ontology annotation, cellular component: cytoplasm.
AGGGGGUGAGUAAAAACGGAUGCUCGAAAGCCUGAGAUUCCUGGGGCUGGACAUUUGGUUGUUUUCGCUGUUGCCCAUAGGGGGCGCUGAGAGGCCCUUCCCGGAGUGAUUUUUUUUUUUUUUAAUUGGGGCGCGUGCCGGCUGAGCGCGCUCGCGAUUCUGAACAUCUCCCUCGGAGCCUCGCCAGCUGGAGCCCGCACGCGCCGGGGGUGGAGGGGGUCGGAGGGAGGAGCGCAUUAGCGCUCUGGGAACCUUUCCCGGGAGCUUGUCCGGGGAGGCGCAAGAUUUCGGAACCUUCCUGGGGAUUUAGGCUCGGGGGCGCUCUCGGGCUCCUUGCCCCUUGGCCGGUCAGGCGGCUAGCUUCGGAAGAGUCCUCGGAGCCGCCGGACGUAAUGCGACAGCCGCCGAUCUUGAUUCUUGCACCCCCAAACCGGAGACAAUGGAUUAAAGAGGAUUAAAAAAGAGAGGGGAGAGGGGAGAAAAGACAGAGAGAGAGACAAGAGAGGAAAGAAAGAGAGAGAGUCCGCAUGGGAGGAAUCAUGAAUUCCAGCGCUGAAACGAAGAAGCCACCCCUGGCCCCCAAGCCCAAGUUUUUGGUAGGAAGUAAGCCCACACCACCUCCUAUUGCACCCAAGCCAGAUGUCGUGGUUUCUAAUGUACUCCUUUCAACAAGGACCUCAAAACCUGCCAUAGCUCCCAAGCCAAAAGUCCCAAAGGGCUCACCGCUUCCUGAUACCAGGCAGUCCCCAUCCAGGAAAAAUCGUUUUCCCUUGGAAGAGCAUAAACAGGAAUCAUCUGAACACUCUGACAAGCUUAAAUGUCAGAAUGGUGAAGACAAGAGAACUUCUUAUAUCAUGCCAGUGUGUUCAUCAAAUACUGAGUGUAUCUUGAACCAUGGGAAAGGAGACAAUUCAUAUGUUAAACACAUCGUUUUAGAGCAUCUUGAAACGCUUGAAAACUUAGAAAACAUCGGCGUUGGGGACCCUCUAUCAGUUCCAAAAGCUAAGCAAAAGUGUGAUGCUCAAAGUGAAAAAGUGGGAAAUAGGAAUCGAGUAAUUUUAAAAGCCAGCCUUCUGGAAGAGAAAUUGAAAGACGUAUUUUUUACAUCGUCUGGGUCCUCCCCUGCAAGUUCCCCUUUGAAGCACAGAUCUACUGACUGCCUGGAAAUGGACGGGAGUUGUGAUGCCAACAGGCAGUUCAACAUUGAAAUUGUGUCUUUAUCACAGUCUCUUUCUGGUUUCGAAGAGGCGAUUCCACAGACCCAAAACUGCUGUGUGAAGUUUCCUGGGGAUGGGACCCAAAUGCUUGAAACUAAUCAGGAUGAGCCAGAAACCAGCAUUAACGGUAUUACUUGCUUACCUGAGCAAGAAGCUAUGGAAAAUAGUCAAGUAAACAGUGUUCCAGAGGAAAGCAGUCCGAAAUCAGAAAUCAAGAACAUCGUUCCCUCAGGAAAGUCUUUGGAGCCUUGUAACAAAAUCUUUCCAACCCCGAAGCCCAGAAUGCCCCGGACUACUCGUCUAAUUCGACAGGGGUAUGUAGAUACUCCAAGUGAAAGUAUGGAAGAACUAUCUCAUUCACAGAGUGACUCCUCUCCUCUUAUUGAACAUGUGAAAAAAUCAGAUCAAACUGUGCUUUUAGGGACAGACAUUGUGUGUAACCAUGAACCUGUUGAGAACGAAGAACAAGAAAACAAAAAUGAAUUGACACCAGACUCUGGGAACAGAAAAUGCCCAAAUCUUACAGCCUGUGAUGACCAAGAUGUAGCCAUUUAUCAGAAUGUGUUUCUUCAAGAAUCUCAUAAGGAUAAAAUUGAUGAGAAUCGCCCACCUACAGAUUUUAACUUCUAUCCUGAAGGUAACACGAUAGAUGAGGCUACUAUAUCAUCAAACAUGGAUAGAAAGACCAGUUUUACAAAAUGUAGUAAACAAUCAAUGAGUCUGCCAACAAAUCUAAAACCAACAUACAGCCAGCAUUUGCCUGCUCCCAGUCACCCUGGUGGCUCUCCAUCUAAAACUGCCCAAGAAGCUGCUAUUGGAGAUGAAAGUCCCAUAAAAGUCGCCCCUAAAAAACCUCAGAGACAUAGCUUGCCAGCUGCUGGACGUCUUAAGAAAGCUGCCUCUGUGGAACUCUUAGAAAACAGUUCUUACCCUUCUGAUGAAGAGAAGAGUUCAGAGGGGAUACUGGGCAAAACUUGUCUUAGACAUUUGGCCGCCAAAGAGCAUGGUAUAUCAUCUUCCUUUGAUGUACCCAAACUUAUCAAAACUUCUGAAAAGCCAGUAUGGAAAUUACCUCAUCCUAUUCUGCCCUUUCCAGGGAACCAAGAAUCUUUAAAGUCCACCAACAGUGAGGUCUUCCCUUCCCUCACCAAGCCUAGAGCCAAGUCAUUGUCAGCCAUGGAUAUGGAUAGAUGCAACAAGCCUUGUAAAGACCCUCAAAAGAAAAAUUCUCUGAAGAAGUUGCUUAACAUGAAAUUGUCCAUCUGUUUCACAAAGAGUGACUUUCAGAGGUUUUUGUCAAAGAGUAGCCAGGUUGGAGAGGCAAGCCCGGGCCGUCCUUCCAGUAGGGAAGGCAGAGGAAUUGAUCAUGGUCAGCAGGGCAUGUCCUCUGUAGAUGAAAAGAAGGGCAAGCCAGUUAAAGCACAUUCUGCGGAAACUCACAGCCCAGCAUCCCACAAGAAGAGGAGGAUGUAUCGGAGUCAAGUGGACCUCCCUAAUGGUCCUAAAGCAGAAUCUUUGGAUGACCAGAUGCUCUCCAGGGAGGGGACACCAUCAACCCCUUCUAAUUCUGGAGCAAGUAACUGUGCCCCAGAGUAUGAAAACAUCUGUCGCUAUGAGGAAACCCCAGAGUAUGAAAACUUGCCAUUUACAAUGGCUACACGUAGAACUCCAGAUUCUGAGUGGCAAAAUACCCGCGUCCUGGAAGACAGUGAUGCAAAUGUUUAUGAGAUAGAAGAGCCAUAUGUAGCCUUAAAUAGCCAACUCCAGCAAGCACCAGGACCUCUGCAUUCCAGAUUCUCCCGAGACAAUCAGGGUGGCCUAGACCUUCCCUCUGAUGAGGAAGAAGCAGUUAACAGCUCUGACGAGGAUGCCAGCUCUGAUUCCAGCAAAGGGGAGCCUGAUUUGCUAGAAGACAAGCAGGGUAAAGGAACUGGAAAGAGAAGCAAAGUUUACCAUAUUGCCAAGGAAAUUAUGAGCUCCGAAAAAGUGUUUGUGGACGUGUUGAAACUUUUGCAUAUCGAUUUCCGGGAUGCAGUGGCCCAGGCCUCCAGGCAGCUUGGAAAGCCAGUGAUUGAGGACAGAAUCCUGAAUCAGAUCCUGUACUAUUUGCCUCAGCUGUAUGAACUCAAUCGUGAUCUCUUGAAGGAACUGGAAGAAAGGAUGCUGAAUUGGACUGAGCAGCAGAGAAUGGCAGAUAUAUUUGUAAAGAAGGGCCCAUACCUAAAAAUGUAUUCCACGUACAUAAAGGAAUUUGACAAGAACGUAGCUCUUCUGGAUGAACAGUGUAAGAAGAAUCCUGGUUUUGCUGCUGUGGUUAAAGAUUUUGAGAUGAGCCCAAGGUGUGCGAACCUGGCGAUUAGACACUACCUGCUCAAGCCUGUCCAGAGGAUCCCCCAAUACAGGCUGCUUUUGACAGAUUAUUUGAAGAAUCUUUUGGAAGACUCUGCAGAUUAUAGGGAUACUCAAGAUGCCCUCGCUGUUGUCAUAGAGGUGGCCAACCAUGCCAAUGACAUCAUGAAGCAGGGAGACAACUUUCAGAAGCUCAUGCAGAUUCAGUACAGCCUGACUGGACACCAUGAGAUAGUACAGCCAGGAAGGGUCUUUCUGAAAGAAGGAACUCUGAUGAAAUUGUCCCGGAAAGUCAUGCAACCAAGGAUGUUUUUUCUGUUUAAUGAUGCUCUCUUGUACACAACACCUUUGCAGGCUGGGAUGUAUAAACUGAACAACAUGCUUUCUUUGGCUGGAAUGAAGGUUAGAAAACCAACCCAGGAAGCUUAUCAGAAUGAACUGAAGAUUGAGAGUGUAGAACGUUCCUUCAUUCUCUCAGCCAGUUCUGCUACUGAAAGGGAUGAAUGGCUAGAAGCAAUCUCCCAGUCAAUUGAAGAAUAUGCCAAGAAGAAAAUCACAUUCUGCCCCUCCAGAAGCCUCGAUGAGACGGACACAGCCAAGAAGGAAGAGAUGAGCCCCUUGGGCUCAAAAGCCCCCAUCUGGAUUCCCGACACAAGGGCCACCAUGUGCAUGGUGUGUACCAGUGAAUUCACGCUCACUUGGAGGAGGCACCAUUGUCGGGCUUGUGGCAAGAUUGUCUGUCAAGCUUGUUCCUCAAAUAAGUAUGGCUUAGAUUACCUGAAAAACCAGCCUGCAAGAGUCUGUGAACAUUGCUUCAGAGAACUUCAGAAACUAGAUCACCAGAAUUCACCCAAGAUGGGGUCCCCAGCAAAUCACAAAUCUCCUUCAAGUGCCUUGUCUUCAGUCUUGCAUAGUAUUCCAUCUGGAAGGAAACAAAAAAAAAUCCCAGCUGCCCUCAAAGAAGUGUCAGCAAACACCGAAGACUCUACCAUGAGUGGCUACCUGUACAGGUCAAAGGGCAGUAAGAAACCUUGGAAACAUUUUUGGUUCGUGAUUAAAAAUAAAGUGCUCUACACGUACGCUGCGAGUGAGGAUGUUGCAGCCUUGGAAAGCCAGCCACUAUUGGGCUUUACUGUCACUGAAGUUCAGGAUGAGAAUUCACAGUCUAAAGUGUUCCAGCUACUACAUAAGAAUGUCCUAUUUUACUUGUUCAAAGCAGAUGAUGCCCAUUCAGCUCAGAAGUGGAUAGAAGCAUUUCAGGAAGGCACAGUGCUGUAGCAGCAUCUGUCUCAUCUCUUUUUUCCCAUUCCAGAGGACUUGAAUUUCAUCAGAAGUCAUGAAAUGCAGUAAAGAGAUUUUUAUCAAUGUAAUUGUGCACUGCCAAGAAAAAAUCCCCCUCAGUUGUGUGUUUAUGUGACUUAGGAAAUUGUCUUGUAGGCAUGUUAAUAUUUCGUUAAAGAGAUUGUAUACUUGUGAAGGGUUUUUUCAUACAAAAUGUUAUUUAUUAAAUUUUCAUUGUUUACUUUAUGGUCAGAAUUAUUUCUGAGGCUCUUACUGAAUUCCAAAGUGUCCUUGUCCUUAGGAGAAAAGAUAACCUAUCAGAAGUGUCCCAUGGUGUUAACUAUGUGACCAUCUCUUCUGGCUUUUAGUGAUAACACUGACCCAGCAGACAUUCUUGGCUGCCAGUAUCUGUUUUCUGUGAGUUGCUUAAUUUAGAAAUAAUGACUAUUUAAAAAUGGCUAAAGAGAAAAGGCAUGCAUAAAAGUCUCUGUAGAGUACUCUGAAAUAUAGCUUCAUAUUUUAUAAUGGGGGACCCCCUCCCAACAUACAGCCAGCUUCUACCUCAGGGACACUGAUUCAGUUCCAGUAAAUUAUCUAAAUAACAAAAGGACUUGUGCCUGUCCUGUACCUCUGUUCUCAGUGGGGAAGAAAUGCAAGAUCAAAGCUGGUCAGCCAUAGGAUAGAAGCCUUGUUUUUUCCUAUUGAACUGUGAGUCAGAAUGAGGAGUCUGCAGGCACCAAGUUAGUGUUUUAGAAAAUGGUUUUUACAUCCAGAUAUGCAAAAACAGUCAACCCAAUUCCUUGACUUUCAAUUUUUUUUUUAAUCCUUACUUUCCAUCUUAGAAUUAAUACUGUGUAUUGGUUCCAAGGCAGAAGGUAAGGGGCUAGACAAUGAAGGUUAAGUGACUUGCCCAGGGUCACCCAGCUAGGAAUUGUCUGAGGCUAGAUUGGAACCCAGGACUUCCCAUCUCCAUGCCUGAGCCACCUAGUUGCCCCUGAUUCCUUUUGUUCUCAUGGAAGCCAUCCUAGGUAUGACCCUUUCUUCUUAAGACUUUUGAAAAAAUAAAUAUUUUUUCAUUUAAGAAAAGAUUGAGGGUCAGCAGGGUGGAUAGAGAUUCAGAUCAGACGAAGGGAAGUCACGGGUUCAAAUCUGGCCUCUGAUACUUCCUAGCUAAGUCACCCUGGCCUGGGUAAGUUACUUAACCCAAAUUCCUUAGCCCUUACUACUCUUCUGCACUGAAACCAAUGCUUAGUAUUGAUUCUUAGCACUAUAAGAGUUCUAAUAAAAGAAUAAGAAAGGGACCUAUCUGCAUAGCUUACUUGAAAACCAAAGUGAUUAAAAACUUCUAAGGGGACUGUGGGUGGGGUUGAAAAUUAAAUAAUUUAUUUCUACCUAUAAUGAGAAAAGCAAAAUAUUCCACCCACAGAUUGCCAAAAGCAUUUUUUUGGAUUAUAGAUGGCAGACGUUCAGAGCCUAGUUUGACUUUGGUAUUUGUGUCUCAAACAAAUGUUUCAUUUAAGUUCUUGUUUUCCCUUGAAAAUUUAUGAAUUGGACCCAAGUGACCAUAUCCAGAAAGCCACACGUCCCUAAAACUGUACCAUCUUCAUUUUUAAGGAAAUAAUUUGUUUACAUUUUUUGAUAUUCCACUUAAAGAGAAAUCCAGCAUGAAGUGGAACCUGUGCCUUCCGCCCCCCUCUAGGAAGCAUCAAGCCCCCACCACCAUGAUGGUGAGUCUUGAGCCACCUUCUGUGACCCUGGAAAGCAGCAGGAGGACUUCUCACUGUGACCCACAUCUGAUAGGAGAAAUAUUUUUUUUUCCUUUCUUUUUCUCUUCAAGCAAGAUUCUGGUUAAAUCAUCUUUUAAGGGGGCUCAGGAAUUUUCCAUGUCUUCUCUUAACGGUAUUCAUCAGAACAAUGUUUUCCCCCCCUUUUUUGUAGCUAACUAAAUCCUAAGGUCCCUUUACUUUGGCCUUGAUCAUGGAGCACCCCGGGUGGGCUCACCACUGCUGGGACUGGCUCUUCCAGCCCGAAUUCUGCCAGGCAAACAUUUCCUGUCCUUUUGCUGCCUCAGUCACAUGGUCAACCAGAAUAGCAAGUCCUUAAAAGUCUUCAGAUACCAACCCAGAAAUCAAGGGGGGCAAUGGAGGGAAGAACAAAUUAAUGCUUAUGUCAGAAGAUUAUGUAUGUACAGGAACAGACUUUUAAGCCACCUAGUCCAGUCCCUUAUAGAUAAGGAAUAUUGAGUUUCUCAGAGGAUAUGUGAUAGGAUUUGAACCCAGGAUCUCUGACUUCAAAUCCAGCACUUUCUCUUCAUUUUUUUUUAAUCUAAGGCCCAUUGAAUAGGUGGGCAGCUACAUAGACUUUGGGAAGGCUGGGGGUGAAGAAUCUGGGACUGCUCAAGUGACUCUUGCCCUUGGCUAGAGAUUGGGUUUGUUUUCCCUUCUCACCCUCCUGAUCCUGGUCUGUUCUCCUCUGUGCUUUGGCUCCACCUGAAAAGAUGACAAUCUUUUCAAAGUUCUUGUCAGUGAGGCCCUGUCUUCUUCAAACAGCUGCUGGAAUCUAGUCAGUUAUUAAUAAGAAUUUUUAAAACAAGGAAUUCAGGCCUUCCCCACCCCCAAAGUUUGCUCAACAGCAUUUUUUAACUAUUUGGGAAACAUUCAUCAAUUAUAAACAGUGACUCCCAGGCUCGAAUCCAGGUUCAGAAAGCUUCCUGGCACACUGGGUUUUAGAAAACUCAGUUUAAUUUCCCAAACAGGUUUUAUUUUGGAUUCAUCGUGCAUGCUGUGUCUCAUUGCUUCUGCUCUUCUUUGGGUCUGUUCUUAACAUGCCUGACUCAAAGUCAACCAAGGUCCUAAUUAUCACUGCAAAAAACCACUGGCAUCAGGUCGUUUAAAAAAAAAUCAAGCCAGCAGGAAUUUUGGAGAGCAUAAGAAAUUAGCCGAAUAGCUAGAAGGAAAAAUACAGCCAAACUCCCAGUGUUCUUGCUAUUGCUGGAAUGCAACACAAAGGAAAGGGAAAGAGGGUCUAACUUUAAAGAGCUUUGAACUGCACUAAGAACUUUGCACAUCCUUAUAUGUUCCUACAGCUGGAAGGGACAUGAGAGGUCAUUUUGGCCAAACUCUUCAUUUUAUAGGUGAGGAAGCUGAGAUGCAAAGAGGUUGAUCUGCCCAAAAUCACAUAGUGUGUAAAUGACAGAGCCUGGAAGACAUGUCUGACACAUGUUGGCUUUGGGACCUUGGGACAAAUCACUUCGUUUCCCUGUUAUAGGCAGGGUUUUUUGUUUUGUUUUGUUUUUUUUAAUUUUUGUUUUAGGAGAGGGAUAGUUUGCCUCAGUUGCAAGCCCCUCCAAUAUCUUUGCCAAGAACUCCCCCCCAAAAAACUGGGGGGGAGUUCUUGGCAAACUUCCAAAAAAGUUCUUGGAAAAAAUGACUAAAUGAUGAUGGCUCCUUUGAAGGUGUCAAUCUAAAUUGGGAGAAUUUCCUUAGCUGGGAAUUCCUUAUAUCAAUGAAAUCAUUGAGACAUUGAUUGAAUGAUAUCAUUAAAUUAAUGAAAUCAUUCGUAGACUCUUCCCAUUGAAGAACUCUAGAGCUGGGUGCAAAUGAGGAGUCUAGUCUGAAUUGCACCUUCUGAACAAGCCUGACAUUUUAACCCUGAUUAACCCAUAUCUGUUAGUAUAUUUCUGCUAACAAGAUCAAAAAAAAAAGCUAAUUUUGGCUUUUGACCCGGAGCGCCUCCUUUUUUGAAUCUGGCCCCUGCCUAUGCUCACCUCCUCCAAAAAUCCCUGAUGGCUGCCAUCUCUGCUCAACUCUUGAACAAAAGUUUCUACUUCCUCAUUUCAGGCCCAGGCCAUGAAAACCUCUUUUCUCUCAGCUCUGUAAUUCACCAGAAUACACUAGGAAUGGAAGUUUAGCUAGUAGAACUCGUUUCCAUUUUUAAAAGACUUUAUUGCCCAAUAGGGCAGCAGUUGUUUUUGAAGGGAUCCUUCUUGCUACUGUAGCCUGAGGGUUUCUACCUCCUCCCAAAUCCUUUUCUACAAAGUGCUUUUUUGGAGCCAAAUCUUGGUAAUCUGCUGCAUGGUUUGCAUACUCUUCUCUACCACACCUUUUUCUAGUGAAUUCAUAGGUUUCCAGGGAAUUUGGGUCUGCAGAAUUGAUCUUGAGUCAUAAAUCCUACACUAUAAUGAAGAAGAAAACUAGACUUGUGAUUUUCAUCCAUAUGGAGAGAGCUCCCAGCAAGGAAUCCCCUCUCUACCUCUAAUUUAAAGACCCACCUUGCUCUAAUUUACUGGCCUCAGAGCAGCAGGAGGCACUGGGAGGUUAUAAGUGAUUGUGAUUCUGGUCUUCCUGACACCUCUACUGGGCUUCCUGUCCCUAAAAAUAGCAAUGAAUUUACAAGGAAAAUGCUAAUAUAGCAAAGGAUAGAAAGGAUAGAGUAUUGGAAUUCAUUUCAGUUAUCUUUAAUUUCUGGUUAAGAUUUGAGGUCACAGUAUUUUGUUUUCUCAGAGUUGCACUAUAGUCAAAUAUGGCCAUAGGUUUCCACUGACAAGUGAAUAGAUGCCAAGGUCAUCCCCUGCAUGGCAGGCCAUUGCCAAUCAUCUCGACUUUUGUCCUCCCACUGUAUUUCAAUGACUCUGGAAGAGAGUGGGGCCAAUGACUUUGUCUUCUUAACCGUUUCACUUAAAUCUAGCUCAAAAUGUCAUUGGUCUUCAAAAAUGGAGGAACAAGGGCAGGUCACAGUGUCUGAGAAAUGGGAACCUUCUUAUGAACUUUGCUGUAUGAGGUAUGAAAUUAAUCAGAGAUACUCCUAGCUUUUGGUCUGAAAAAGAUGAACAAAGAACAUCAUCAUGGAGCUUUGUGACUUAACUUCCCACCUUCUUGAUGAAAGCUCAUCUGGACUUUUCCCCCUUCUUUUUAACAAACCAAACAGCACCUUACUGCUGGAUUUUUUAAAAAGAAAACAAAACCAUUUUUAAGGAGUUAAAUCUAAGGGCAGUCAUAAUAAAGCUUCAAAUCUUGAGUAUAUAUGCACUGAGAUAAUGCAGAGAGUGUGAAUACACAUUCCACCCCCCAAAAAGACUGUUAAAGAUUUUUUUUCUAGAAUCACUUUACUUAGAAAGUUCAGUUUGUUCUGUUUGUCCACAUAGAGAUCCUUUAUAAAUAAAUGAAAGUCGCUGUAUAUAAUGUUUAUAUGUAUUAUAUUUGUACAAAUAAAUUCUCAAGAUUAACAUCA